Molecule: messenger RNA, 2438 nt
Organism: Ostrea edulis (European flat oyster)
Lineage: Eukaryota; Metazoa; Mollusca; Bivalvia; Ostreida; Ostreidae
Product: ATP-dependent RNA helicase DDX1-like
Exons: 28
Coding region: 86-2284 (732 amino acids)
Molecular function (GO): nucleic acid binding; protein binding; RNA helicase activity
Source: RefSeq, a predicted model, not a curated record
GGUAUUCAGGAUAUUCGAAACAAUUCCAACGUGAAAUUUUUGUUUAGUCUCUUGAGCCGGUAUAAAAAGUUUAAAGUAAGCCAAAAUGACUGCCUUUGAAGAAAUGGGUGUUAUGCCUGAAAUUGGACAGGCGGUUGAAGAAAUGGACUGGAGUUUGCCCACAGAUGUGCAGUCUGAGGCCAUUCCAAUGAUACUGGGAGGUGGAGAUGUUUUAAUGGCUGCAGAAACUGGAAGUGGAAAAACAGGGGCAUUCUGUUUGCCAAUCCUUCAGAUUGUAUAUGAGACACUAAAAGAUCAACAAGAGGGAAAAGGCAGCAAGCUGUCUACCCAUCAGUCAGGUCAUACAAGCAGUGCACAUUGGAAGAUGAAUCCAUAUGAUAGAGGAGAUGCAAUGGCGAUAGACACAGAGGGCCUGUUAUGUCAGGCAAGAGAUGCCCAAGGCUGGCACGGUACCAGGAGUAACAAGGCAGUGGUGGGAGGAGGAAAGUACUACUAUGAGGCUGUUGUAACAGAUGAGGGUUUGUGUCGUGUGGGCUGGUCCACGGAUAAAGCCACACUAGAACUGGGAAUUGACAAGUUUGGCUUCGGAUUUGGAGGAACUGGAAAGAAAUCUUGGGGCAAGCAGUUUGACAGCUAUGGAGAGGCCUAUGGAAUGAAUGACACCAUUGGUUGUUACCUGGAUUUGGACAGGAUGGAGAUAAAGUGGUCCAAAAAUGGGGUGGAUUUGGGCAAAGCUUAUGAUAUCCAGCCACAUCUUAAAAAUGAGAAAUUUUUCGCAGCAGUAACACUGAAAAAUGCAGAAAUGAAGUUCAACUUUGGAAACACUCCAUUCAAAUUUCCACCCAAGGAUGGAUACAAAGCAUUGUGUAAUGCACCUUCUGAUAAUGUUGUCCAGUCCAGAAUUGUAGCAUCCGGAGCCGUGAAUGCUAAGCCAGCCUCAAAUGCGCCCCAGGCUAUCAUUAUUGAGCCUUCAAGAGAACUUGCUGAGCAGACUUUUAACCAAAUCCAGAAAUUCAAGGUUCACCUCAGCAAUCCCACAAUCAGAGAGUUGCUGAUAAUUGGUGGUGUGAAUGUAAGAGAUCAAGUAGAUGUACUGGAAACUGGAGUUGACAUUGUGGUGGGCACACCUGGUCGUCUGGAGGACCUGAUUUCUACGGGAAAAUUGGCCCUACAUCAGUGCAGGUUCUUUGUCCUUGAUGAGGCGGAUGGUCUCUUGUCUGCUGGUUAUAGUGACAUGAUAAAUCGACUUCACCAGCAGAUCCCUAAGGUCACUAAUGAUGGCAAACGUUUGCAGAUGGUCGUCUGCUCAGCUACACUGCAUUCUUUUGAUGUCAAGAAAAUGGCUGAGAGAUUAAUGUACUUUCCAACCUGGAUUGAUCUGAAAGGACAGGAUGCUGUACCAGAGACUGUCCAUCAUGUGGUAUGUAAUGUUGACCCAGAAGCAGAUACACGAUGGAAAUCCCUGAAAAGUCAUAUUGGAACAGAUGGGGUACAUUACAAUGACAAAUGCUCAUCAAAUAAUCCAUCAAGAGAAACCUUGUCUGAAGCUGUGAAGAUUCUGAAGGGAGAAUAUGUCAUCCAAGCCCUGGAUGUACACAAGAUGGAUAAAGCUCUCAUCUUUUGUCGUACCAAGCUGGACUGUGAUAAUCUGGAAAAGUACCUGCAGCUGAGAGGAGGAGGUAAAUAUUCGUGUGUUUGUUUGCAUGGAGACAGGAAACCACAGGAAAGGAAGGCUAAUUUACAGAAGUUUAAGGACAACAAAGUUCGGUUCAUGAUUUGUACGGAUGUAGCAGCCAGAGGGAUUGACAUCAGUGGUCUGCCAUACGUUAUUAAUGUGACAUUACCUGAUGAAAAACAGAACUACAUUCACCGUAUUGGGAGAGUCGGAAGGGCUGAAAGAAUGGGUCUGGCAAUAUCAUUGGUUGCUGGUGUGAAAGAAAAGGUGUGGUACCACUCCAACUGUAACACGAGAGGGAGAGGCUGCUACAACACUAACCUGACAGACCAAGGAGGAUGUUGUAUUUGGUAUGAUGAACCAAAGUUACUGUCAGAUGUACAGGAACAUUUAGAUAUUACAAUUGACAAGGUGGAUCCCAGCAUGGCUGUCCCUCUUAAUGAGUUUGAUGGCAAAGUGACGUAUGGACAGAAACGCAAAAAUACAGGUGGAGCUUAUCAAGGACAUGUGGCCUCUCUGGCUCCAGCUGUGAAAGAAUUGGCGGAAUUAGAGAAGAGAGCUCAAACUUCAUUUAUUGAUUUAAAGUACAAAAAAUUUGCCCACCGUUAGUGCUUUAUUCCCUUGUUUUGACAUUAGUACAGUGACAUUUAUAGCAAACUUUGAUGGGAAAUCUAUGAAGAAAACUCUGGGGCAUUUCAAAGUAUUACUGUAUCAACUUUGUUUCUUCCAGGAAGAUUCAUUAAAAAAUAGUUUUGCAUUGUUA